Acanthoscelides obtectus is the source of this 1054-nucleotide messenger RNA. NCBI's taxonomy places the organism in Eukaryota, Metazoa, Arthropoda, Insecta, Coleoptera, Chrysomelidae. The record is from the annotation of a GenBank genome assembly.
AUUUAUCACAUGCAACAUUUCACGUGAUUUCGUAACUUUAGAAACAGGUUUAUUAGGCUGUCAUUUAUAAAAACAAUAGGACUAUAAAUAAUAAUUUAUAUCAAGACAACAAUGAACUAUAGUUCUCGGGAUUUGCUUAAAAGGAGCGAUCAGAAAAAAAUAUUCAACUUGUGCAAGCUGUCCUCAACAAAUAAAGGAUGAAUAUCCUACUAAGCAGCUUAGUUGUGCUAACUUUAGCUGUUGGCUGCUUUUCAGCAAGAAUACCCAAUAUAAGAGAGUAUUUCAAUAAUGGAGAGGAACUUGGCCGAAACUUUAAUCAUGGCAUAGUUGACCCUUGCGGUUGCGAAGCACCUAAACCUCCUUUACCUCCCGAUGAAACUCCACCAGCAGAAGUACCCGCGCCUGAACCACCGAAAGUUGUGCUUCCACCUGGACUGGUGAUUAUACCUGGUUUCGCAGAAAGUAGGAAUGAGAAUAAAAAUAGGGAUAAAAAUAAUAACGAGAACAUAAACAAAAACGAUAAUCACAACGACAACGGAAAUAUACUACCAGGUAAUUUUUUCAAAAGUUCAAGUCGUAGUAGGGUCAUAUCGAAGACUACAACAAAUGAUAACAAGAAUAUGAAUCGCAACAUGAAUUUAAAUGAAGUACUACUUGUAUAAAAAAUGUAAGCUACAGUACUUACACGAUGGGUUAUAUAAUAAAGCUCAUUUUUAUAUUUUGGAAGUUUUUUUUGCUAGCUAUGGAAGUUUGCUUGCGCGAACGGAAGCAAUGGUUACUUUUCUAUAAUAUUUCUCAAUUGUCAUCAUUUUUCAGGACCUUGCGUCAAUUGCAUUGGAAAUGCUGGAUAACCGACUUUAACAUGUCCACGGCCUUGACAUAAGAAGAUUUCAUAUCUUCUGUUACAACUUAAAAACACUAUGUGAAACAUAUUAUGUAGAAACAAAUAAAUAUAUCUCACAUUGAAGCGCAUUUCUUAUUUUUGUAAGUUUCAAUUAUAAAGUUUGAGUUUUAAAAUACCAAUUCUUUGCGUCGGCUGAAAUGCCUUUCCUGU